AAUUUCUUCCCCAACGAGACCUUAAGGCCUUCAUCCCAACCCCCCACGUCUAUCUAUUCCUUGCCACGUUUUUGGAUGCUGGACAAUAGUCCUCAUCCCCCCCGCUCCUUUCUCCUUCUAUAUAGGUUGAAGGCCAUAUUGUUGGCCUGAGCCAGCUGCUGUUCCGAUGCCUGGACGAAGCACCCCCUCCUCUCCUUCAUCCUCGUCGAGGAGAAAAUGUCAGCGCCGCUGUAGAAAGUUCGAACGGUGCUGUUGUCUUACGGUCACAUACUUUCCGCUAGCUUUCGUUUACAGCUUAACAACAUGGGCAUGUUGGGUAGAAGCUGGCAUCGGCCUCUUGCCGAAGACAGUGGGAUGGACAGGUCGCCUCUCAUCCUUCCUUGGGAUCGCCUUAUAUCUCCUACUGAAUUGGUCAUAUACCGCCGCUGUCUUCACAGACCCAGGGUCGCCUACAACAUUUCCACGGACUACGAAGCCAAAUCCAUCCGAGUUACCCAUCCAUGAACCUUCAUCGGGUUCCCACUCCUUCAACUCCCUCACCGUCAAAGCGAGCGGAACCACAAGAUAUUGUAAGAAAUGUCGAACGUCAAAGCCAGAUAGAGCCCACCAUUGCAGCAGCUGCAAACGGUGCGUAUUAAAGAUGGAUCACCAUUGCCCUUGGCUGGCCACGUGCGUAGGCCUGAGGAACUACAAAGCAUUCUUGCUUUUCCUCAUCUAUACGUCGCUAUUUUGCUGGGUCUGUUUCGCCGUGUCAGCCACAUGGCUAUGGGAGGAAAUCUUUAUGGACGCGGGAUACAACCAAUUAUUGAUGCCAGUGAACACCGUUCUCCUCGGAGUCCUUUCUGGAAUAAUUGGCAUUGUGCUGCCCGGCUUCACAUGUUGGCAUUUCUAUAUCUGCAUGCGAGGACAAACCACCAUCGAGACUUUGGAGCAAACGCGGUACCUUGCGCCGUUACGAGGGUAUAUGGCGCAACAAUACCAACACCAGGCGCCGCCUCAAAACUUGGACUUUGACACUGACCAUCCCAUCCAAUCGUUUCAACAUCAACUCCACAACCUCGGCGGCCAUCUCCGCGAUAUGCACGCAAAUGCCGUGCCGGGAGUGACCCGUCCCGAGGAAGGCGAGGAGCGCUCUUCGCCGUCCACUUCGAUAUCUUAUAGUCACCCUUCACAAUCACUUCAGCAGACGCCCCUGACACGAUUAGAACCGAUGAACCCUUAUUCUCGCUCUCGGCCUACAUCUGCCCUUGAUCACACCUCCGCCCUUGCUAGCUCUCCCUCCAAUCCACCAUCCUCAUCACCAAGUCCGUACGAUGUCGCUGAGCGACAACGUGAAGCAGACCGCUACCGUGCUUACCUCGACGAGAAAGAUGCUUCCCGACUCCCAAAUGCUUUCGACCUCGGUUGGCGGAGGAACCUCGGUACGGUGUUCGGGCCAUCACGUCUGCUAUGGUUUUUCCCUAUCUGCAACUCGGAAGGCGAUGGCUGGGUGUGGGAACCGAGCGAGAAGUGGUUGCGCGAAAGGGAUCAGUUGUACAACGAGCGAAUGGCAGCCUCCGGAGUAGGAAUGCAAGGGGGUUAUGCAGCUGGAGGCCAUUAUUCACACGCCGCUCCGGAUCAACCGGUGUGGAAUGGGUCUCCCACCCCGUUACAAAACCUAUCAGUGAAUCAGAGAUAUCCAACACCUGUCACUACCGCAAUUGCAACCGAUGAGGAGGACUACGCCAGCAGUGACGAGGAAGAUACUUCGGAGCGAAAGGAGCUGUUGCAGAAAGAACCAAGACCAAGCCCACAAACAAGUGGCAGUGGGCGAAUACAGACCUCCAACUGGAACGAUUUGCCAGAUGAGAUCAUCAGUCCCAGGUUAGGUAGAGGGCUGAGGAUGAACAGUCGGGGUCCUACAGGGAGUGGUAGAGGGACACCUGCUGGUGCGAAUCCUUCCAAGCAAAAAACAGACGACUGGCAGGAUUGGGAUGUAGACUGACAUAUAUCUGCCCCAAUGAGGGGAUGAUCGUUCGCGAUAUUAGGAUACA
Molecule: messenger RNA, 2033 nt
Organism: Eremomyces bilateralis CBS 781.70
Lineage: Eukaryota; Fungi; Ascomycota; Dothideomycetes; Eremomycetales; Eremomycetaceae
Product: zf-DHHC-domain-containing protein
Exons: 2
Coding region: 167-1984 (605 amino acids)
Biological process (GO): protein targeting to membrane; peptidyl-L-cysteine S-palmitoylation
Cellular component (GO): endoplasmic reticulum; Golgi apparatus
Molecular function (GO): protein-cysteine S-palmitoyltransferase activity
Source: RefSeq, a predicted model, not a curated record